Molecule: messenger RNA, 2349 nt
Organism: Hymenoscyphus albidus
Lineage: Eukaryota; Fungi; Ascomycota; Leotiomycetes; Helotiales; Helotiaceae
Source: the annotation of a GenBank genome assembly
AUGAGCAAGGAGACCAAACAAUCCCUACGGGGACGAAAGCCUAAUGGUGCAACUGGAGGAACUCUAGCUGACCCCGCUAUGCUAGACAAAAUCGACAGACUGUUUGCAUGCAAUGUAGGCGACUACAUUUUCCUGCCCCAGAUUGUCGUGGUCGGUGACCAAUCGAGUGGGAAGAGCUCCGUCCUGGAAGGAGUAACCAACUUACCAUUCCCACGAGACAGUGGCUUGUGUACACGUUUCGCAACCCAGAUUACGUUCCGGCGCUCUCCAUUAACAGGAAUUACAAUCAGUAUUAUUCCUGCCAAAAAUUCAACCUCGGAGCACGCGAAUCAAGUACGCGAAUGGGCUAAGAGAGAUCUGGAUGGCCUUGAUCAGAAGGCCUUCACUCAUAUUAUGCUAGAGGUAAGUUCUAAAAGGAGAGCAUCAUGGCCUAAAUUAACAGUGUGCAGGUUCACACAGUAAUGGGACUCUCGAAGCAAGACAACAGCAUGAGCUCUCCAACCUUCUCAGACGACGUCUUAUGCAUAGAGGUGUGCGGGCCCGACCAGGAGCAUCUGAGCGUUAUUGACGUCCCAGGCAUCUUUAGGCAGAGGACGCAGGGCCUCACAAGCACGGCCGAUAUGUCUAUGGUCAAGUCAAUGGUGCGCGCCUACAUGGCGAACCCCAGAUCGGUUAUGCUUACCGUUAUUCCGGCCAACGUUGAUCUUGCAACACAAGAGAUCCUAGAGAUGGCAGAGGAGGUGGACCCCGAUGGGCAGAGGACCCUGGGUGUGUUGACGAAGCCGGACCUCGUUGACAAAGGUGCCGAGCAGGCCGUGGUUGACCUGGUUGAGGGCCGAAGGCAUCAACUGGCCCUAGGAUGGAGCCUCGUGCGCAACCCCGGGCAGCAGCAGUUGACGGAUCCGGCGACGAACCGUCAGGCACUGGAACAAGAAUUUUUUUCAAGGGAGUCGCCAUGGGAUAGUCUGAACAAGGAAAAGGUUGGAAUCCCUGCGCUUCAAGUGCGUCUACAGGAGAUUCUAGCUGAGCACAUUCGUCGCGAGUUUCCCAAAGUAAGUGUUCCUUGAUUGGUGGAGUAGUGUCAAACUUGCUAACACCCCCUGUAAGGUGAAGUCGGAGGUCAAAUAAGAAGCUCAGGGAUUGCAAGGCUUUGCUUGUAGAUCUUGGGGCCAAGAGAGACACGCCAACCGACCAAUCCAAGUAUCUAAUCGAUAUUGCAACUCGCUUCCAAGAAACCGUCACGUCGGCAUUGAAUUCCCACUACUCGGGAAAUGAUAUCUUUGAUCAGCAGCCUAGCCUCAGACUUGUCACGACGUUAGUGGCCCGUAACGAGACCUUCUCAAACUCGGUCCAGACAUGGGGUAACACCUACUGUUUUAAGGAACCAAAUUUGCAUGAUUUUGGGUCUAUGCUUGAGCCUCCCCCUGUCGAGGAAGAGCCUUACGAUGCUGAAUGUCCUCCGCCUGUUUCCGUUCUCGAUACUCGUCUUCAUAAAACCCACGAUGAUGUCAGGGACAUUGUGCGCGAGAAUGAAAUGCUCUCUUUGCCCCGGAAUAACGAUGUCCUUAAAUGGUUGACCACUGUCUAUCGAGAUUCCCGUGGUUUAGAACUAGGGACGUUCAAUUCAUCGUUGCUGGCUCUAACCAUGAAGGAGCAGUCGAAGAAGUGGGACAGCAUAGCUUUCGGGUAUAUCAGCGAAGUGGUAACUGUGACUCACACUUUCGUCACCGAUUUUCUCUGCCAUACCUGUUCAGACGAACGUGUCCGGACUGGGCUGGCCUCUAUACUUAUGGAUGGGCUUUUGGAGCGGUACAGGAAAGCCUUUGCUCAUGUGGAAUUCAUUCUACAGGUUGAGCGAUCUGGCAAGCCAAUGACGUUGAAUCACUAUUUUAAUGACAAUUUAGAGAAAUGGUAAGAGACCUUCCCUUCUUGUUUAUAUAUUCUGACAGAUCGUGUAGCCGAUAGGAACGUAUGCAGAAAGCAAUGUUAGCGAUAUCAAUUGACAACUGUAAGCAUGGAGCUGUUGUCCCGCUUCGCGCGAUUACGCAGACCCACUAUCAUAUGAGCAACGCCGAGCACAUUGUUCAAGAUCUCCACGACAUCUUACAAUCGUAUUACAAGGUUGCCAGAAAACGAAUCGUCGACGUAAUAUGUAUGCAAGCAGCAGAUUAUUACCUGAUCUCGGGACCGGAUACGCCAUUGAAGCUCUUCUCGCCAGUAUUUGUAGGGGCCAUGACUCCAGAGCAGUUGGAUGAGGUUUCAGGAGAGGAUGCGCGCCAGAAACGUCGACGGAAGCAACUGCAGAAGGAGAUAGAGGAUCUUGAGAGGGGGAGGAAGAUAUUGACAUGA